AUCUUUUUAUAUAUAUAUAUAUAUAUAUAUAUCUACAUGUCUGUUUAUUCACACUGCCACAGUGGUAAUUGUUAAGGCGGAGACUACAAUGGGUCAGUGUGGAAUCACGUCGUCGAAGACCGUGCUGGUUUUUCUCAAUCUCAUCUUCUGGGCUGCAGCUGGAAUUUUAUGCUACAUCGGAGCCUAUGUGUUUAUCACAUACGACGACUAUGACCACUUCUUUGAAGAUGUGUACACUUUGAUCCCUGCUGUCAUAAUUAUAGCCGUUGGGACUCUUCUCUUCAUCAUUGGCUUGAUUGGCUGCUGCGCAACAAUACGUGAAAGCUACUGUGGUCUGGCAACUUUUGCUGCCAUUCUCCUGCUGGUGUUCGUAACAGAGUGUGUGGUGGUGGUGCUGGGUUAUAUAUACAGAGCAAAGGUAGAAGAUGAGGUGAAUCACUCCAUUCAGAAGGUUUACAAUGAGUACAAUGGCACCAACACUGAUGCUCCAAGUCGUGCUAUUGACUAUGUGCAGAAGCAGCUUCACUGCUGCGGCAUUCACAACUACUCUGAUUGGAGGAACACUCACUGGUUUAAAGAGUCUAAGAACAACAGUGUCCCAGUAAGCUGCUGUCAGCCCAGCAUCAGCAACUGUACUGGCACUCUCACUCGUCCAUCAGAUCUCUACCAAGAGGGCUGUGAAGCUCUCGUUGUGAAGAAGCUAAAGGAGAUCAUGAUGUACGUCAUAUGGGCUGCGUUAACCUUUGCAUCUAUACAGAUGCUGGGAAUGCUCUGUGCCUGCGUGGUGCUGUGCAGAAGGAGUCAUGACCCAGCGUAUGAGCUACUGGUCACGACCAACAGCUACGCAUGAAUGACGCGGCCAGCAAAGCACUCCGAAAAUCAAAAAGAGUGUCACCAGACAUGUCCACAGUAGAUUCAGCUGUAGUUAAAUAAGCUCAAGCACACCUUGCACAAUUCAUGAUAAAGUAGCGAACACUGAUGACGUGGUUUUGGUGGGCGGGGGCUACAAGGCAAAACCAGUGACAUAUUUAUUGACAUACAUUGUAAGUUGCUGUUACUUUAAAUAUUCUUUUUUCUCCUUUUUCUCUCCUUACUAAUAGUGAAACAGGGAAGCCAAAGUUGUGUAAGGCUAAUUGACCCUUGUGAUUUUGAUGUUGCAUUUCCUUGUUUUGUUUUUGUUAUUUCUAAAGUGAGGGCACUUUUCCAGUGAGGUUGAUGAGAAGUAUUUUGGAGCUUGUGUGUCUUAUUUGGAAUGUAUUUCCUUGUCAGCUAGUUUGCACUACGACUGUAACCCUGGGGAUAUUUUGUGGUCGUUAAAAUGCAAGGUCUGUGUUAAAAAGAACACAUUCUCCUUCUUUUGGCUUCUCCAAUUUAAUAUUUCCAAAACUUAAACUUGAUCAGACUUUGUGAAAAGGAAGAACUUUUCUUUUCCAUAGAAAGAACAUCCUUUCUUAUCCUUUUUUAACAUCCGUUUUUAUCUUUGUCAUUUUGUUUUUGGAACAUUGCUUUUAAAGCUAUGGUUUAAUAGAACGAGUUCAUAUUCCCAGUUAUUCAGGUUGUAAAUGAUGCACACUCUGUUUUGGUGGAGAUGUUCUCUGAUUCUAGCUUCACUAGUGAGACAUGCCUAAUAUACUCACCUUUUAGUCUCCAGUGUUAUUGGUUGGAGUAUUAUCAGUGUUAUGAAAACUUGUGUAUGUGUAGUUACCGGCAGAGAAUUCCUUCUGUCCACUUUGUUAGUUAUAAACCUGCUAUAAAGAAAUAUGUCACUUUGUUUUAUACAUUUUCGUGAAUUUUGGGUUUUGUUUCAAUAUUUUUGUUAAGUUUGUUGACCCCCUACAGAUACUUAGCUAGUGCUGAUAAAAACAAAACAAAUGUAUAGACUAGAAAAGAGGCAGGAGACAAAUAAACUCAUACAUUUUAAUGUGAA
This is a messenger RNA of Solea solea (common sole), 1927 nucleotides long. Its product is annotated as tetraspanin-3. Gene Ontology annotation, cellular component: membrane. The record is from RefSeq and is a predicted model, not a curated record. NCBI's taxonomy places the organism in Eukaryota, Metazoa, Chordata, Actinopteri, Pleuronectiformes, Soleidae. The transcript is spliced from 7 exons. Gene Ontology annotation, biological process: protein maturation; regulation of vascular endothelial growth factor signaling pathway; protein localization to plasma membrane. The coding region runs from base 89 to 850 and encodes 253 amino acids.